AUGAGUGACAUGCUUUGGGCUCGCUACAUGAUCUCCAAAUAUGUAACGACAACAGGGCAUGCGGCCAUAGCGUCAAUAAAGCCCUCAAACUCGCAGACUUGGAGAAGAAUGAUAGGAGUGCGUGACUUCAUGGUACUGCACAUGCAAACGCUAGUUCGAGAUGGCAGCUUAUCCUUCUGGUUCGACAACUGGUUGGGGACGGGACCGCUAGCUGAAGGCAAACAAGGGACACCAUCUUCGAGUUUGGUAAUUAAAAACUUGAUCGCAGGUGCAGAAUGGAAGCUAGACCGAGUCGACGAAGCACUAACGGAAGAGGACAGAAGGAAGAUCCUAAACUUUCGUAUUCACCAUUCAACAGACUGGGAUCAGUAUGUCUGGACAGCUACUCCAGAUGGCAAAUUUAAAAUCCAAAUGGCUUUGGAGAGGCUCCGCAAGUCGACUAAUCCUUUAAUCUCAAGGAAACUCAUAUGGAACCGGCGUAUCCCCCUCAAACUCUCUAUUUUCAUGUGGUGCCUACUGAAUCAUUUGCUUCCUUUUCCCGACAUGUUAUAG
Messenger RNA from Coffea eugenioides, 552 nucleotides. RefSeq lists its product as uncharacterized. Lineage: Eukaryota; Viridiplantae; Streptophyta; Magnoliopsida; Gentianales; Rubiaceae. The record is from RefSeq and is a predicted model, not a curated record. Bases 1 to 552 code for a protein of 183 amino acids. The transcript has a single exon.